Messenger RNA from Dothidotthia symphoricarpi CBS 119687, 1546 nucleotides. Its product is annotated as methyltransferas-like protein. The record is from RefSeq and is a predicted model, not a curated record. Lineage: Eukaryota; Fungi; Ascomycota; Dothideomycetes; Pleosporales; Dothidotthiaceae. Gene Ontology annotation, molecular function: S-adenosylmethionine-dependent methyltransferase activity. Bases 119 to 1411 code for a protein of 430 amino acids. The transcript is spliced from 2 exons.
UUCACACACGUCGCGACACAGGGACAUCCGGAGGUGAACGUGACGGGAAAACCAAUCGGAAUCUUGUUCACAACAACACGAUCUCCGUCGAGCUGCCGAAAUAUCCAAAAAAGGCAGCAUGCCAGAAAAAGAAUGGGAAGGCGACUUCGACCCAAUGGCCGACCCAGAAGAGCAGCAACACCUUCUAUCCGUACUAGACUCGUUUCGUUCCUACCGCCGCCUCGCCCACUUCAACGGCACCCACGUGCGCCGACAAGCCUUCUACUCCCUCCCCCAAGAGCACUGGACACUCCUCUCACAACCCCCUUUCUCCCUCCUCGCCUCCUUCAACAAGCUCGACGACCUAAUCGACAGCAAUGCCGAGCUCGCCGAGGCCAUCUUCACAGCAGGCUUCAAAGCCUUCCUCGCCCCGACCAUUGACAGCGAGUGGGUCGCUUCCAUCAUCCCGGCCAAGCACGCAGGCGAUGAGUACCAGAUCUGCUCGACAGUAAUGGACCACAUGAGCGUGCAAACCAACCAAACCGACAUGGAGAAAGCACGGAGCUGCAUCAACCAAUUCUACCGGGAGUGGAGUGCGGAAGGCGCCCUCGAGCGGGCGAAAUGCUUCGAUCCUGUUGUCGCGGCCCUGCACGACGAACACACACGCCGCCUAACCACCACACCGGGCCUAGACAGAUCGGACACGCGCGUCCUCGUCCCCGGCGCCGGACUGGGCCGUCUGGUAUUCGACGUGUGCCGCGCGGGCUACAGCGUCGAGGGGAAUGAGAUCUCGUACCACGAGCUGAUGGCCAGUGCGCUCGUGCUGAACCACACGCAGCGGGUCGGGCAAUUCAGCAUCGCGCCGUUCGCGCUCAACGGGUCGAACCACCAUUCGCGGGCUGAGCAGAUGCAGGCGUUUGCGGUGCCGGAUGUGCAUCCUGGGACUGAGCUGGCGGAUAGGGGGAAGGAUAAGGUGCCGGCGCAUGAGCGGAUGAGUAUGGCGACGGGGGACUUUUGCGUGCUGUACAGCCAGCUUGAGUAUGCGGGCGUGUUUGAUGCGGUGGCGACGGUGUUUUUUAUUGAUACGGCGCCGAAUGUUAUUCGGUAUGUUGAGGCUGUGCGGAAUUGUUUGAAGGCGGGGGGUGUGUGGAUUAAUCUUGGGCCUUUGCUGUGGCAUCAUGCUUCUCGUGGCGGUGGGGAAGAAGACGACGAACAGAAGCGGAAGAAGAGGAGCCAAGUCGCUGAUGCAGGGAUCGGCGACCCGGGGUCUGUCGAACUAACAAACGACGAGGUCGUGGCACUUGUCGAGCAUCUGGGGUUUGUGAUGGAGAAACAAGAGAGCGGCACGUUUGAAACGGGAUAUAUCUCUAAUCCGAAGAGUAUGCAGCAGAGUACAUAUCGGCCCGUGUUUUGGAUAGCGAGGAAGAAGUAGUAGUGAUAGAAGGAUGAAAGCAACAUAAACCGAACAAAGGAUGGAUUGAGGUGUGCAUGCCGACUCGGCUGAUCUUCUAUCAUACCACUAGAAGAAUAAACACACCCACCAUCAUACUCCCCACAUUCAAUUAUU